AUGGGACCUAAACGCCUUAAACAACUGGGGAACCUCCCUCUCAAACAGUUAGGGUUAUCAAGGGAUGGAACAGGAAAAAUUUAUUCGACGUCUGAACUUUACAGCGAUUCUAUCUUUUUGAUAACCCCAUUCUUGGACGCUAGAUUUGGUUUACGAUGGAUUAUGCAUUCGAAACUACCGACUGAAUUGAAGCUUCAAUUGUGCAAAAUGAUCAAACGCUCGGUAGCCAAUGCUGCUUUGCAGUCGCGGGGCGCGGGUCGACAAGAGCACAAUGACACAAUAGCCGAACCAUUGCCAAUUAACACGACCAACAGCAACAGUCCUGGUGUGAAAAGAAAGACUCUUUGGUGA
Adineta ricciae is the source of this 351-nucleotide messenger RNA. The record is from the annotation of a GenBank genome assembly. NCBI's taxonomy places the organism in Eukaryota, Metazoa, Rotifera, Eurotatoria, Adinetida, Adinetidae.